Saitoella complicata NRRL Y-17804 is the source of this 2053-nucleotide messenger RNA. RefSeq lists its product as uncharacterized. The transcript has 2 exons. NCBI's taxonomy places the organism in Eukaryota, Fungi, Ascomycota, Saitoellomycetes, Saitoellales, Saitoellaceae. The record is from RefSeq and is a predicted model, not a curated record. The coding region runs from base 35 to 2053 and encodes 672 amino acids.
GCCAUCGACAUCGACCAGCAUCCAAGGAGUCAACAUGCUCCAAAGGUCAGGUUCAUCAAGAAGCAUCAGCAGUAACGUCCCAAUGUGGGACUCCGCUUCCCCAUCCCGCAACCCACCCCCUCUCCCGCUUCCUUCAGCUACGAUGGAUCACACCCUCGCCCGCUCCCCCUCUCAAUCAAGUCUCCACCGCCGUUCACGCUCGACAUCUCCGGUCAAGCAUUCAAUCAACGGCAUGUCCUACCUCUCCGCAUCCUCCUCCGACCAAGUGCAUUUAUCCCGCGAACCCUUCCAGCCACAACACGUACGCGUCUCACAAGAUAGCUUGGAUGUGUUGAUGACGACUACUACGAGUAUAUUGACGAAUUUGGAGAAGUUGAUUAAGAGGAGUAAGGAUAACGCGUCGGAUUUGGUUGCGCUGAAGACGGCGGUGAAGGAGGGGAAGCCGGUUGUCUUGCCGCCUGCGUUCGCGCCAGAACCGGUGGUUGCGCCGACGCCGACGACGGUGGUGGAGAAGGUUAACGUGGUGAAGGCUGUUGAGAUUGAUUUGGAGAAUAUUUUGGGGCCGUUGAGGGGGUUGUUGACGGAGUUUGAUAGGGGCGUUGAGGCAAAGAUCGAGCAAGGGCAGCAUUCAUUCAAUCAAUUGGUGACUGGGCAGAGUGCUGAGUUCGAGAGGGCAAUCAAGGCGGUGAAAGUUGAUGUGGAAAGUGUGGGGGAGGACUUUGGGCGCAGUUUGGAUAUGGGCUUGGAGGUGAGUGUGAGGAAGCAUGAUGAGGCUCUGGGCAAGGUCGCGGUGAAGAGUGAAGAAGCCGUUAGUGCGUCAUUACAGCCACUCGAUAACGGUCUACAGUUGUUUUCGGCCAGGUUGGCUGAUCACGGGAACGGCUUGGCGCGACACGGAGAGACACUCGCUUCGGCAAUAGCAGCACAUACUUCUGCUCUUGCCACAACUGCUUCGGUUCACGAACAAGCAUUGAAAGGCAGCCUUGGCGACGCUCUUUCUAAAACUAUAUCGACGCACCAAGCUGCGGUAUCGGACGCGGUCAGCAAAUCAGCUACUUCAUCUCUUGCACAAACAACUUCCCUUCACCAAUCAAGUCUCGACCGUGUCGCUUCCGAACACGGUGCAUCUCUCAAAAGCCACGAGCGCGAGUUUGACGCAAGCCUCAAGUCAAUAGUUUACGAGCAUGGACAGAAACUCGAGUCGAGCCUUGUUGAGGGGGUGAAUGCGCACCGCACAGGAUUGGAGUCAACUUUGAGCAACUACUCUAGGCAAAUCGAGCAAGACUCGCAGGCUCUUGGAGAGCUUCGGGCUGAGCAUUCGAGGACGAUGAAGAAGCAGGUCGCUGAACUCGAAAUCCUCGUGCAGAAAAAGGCAACCGCGCAGCAAGAGUUGGCUGAGCUCACCACCGAACUUGAAACCAGGAAGGCCGAAUACGCCGAACUCGCUAGGAAGGGUGAGCAGCUCGAGAAGAGGGUCGGCGAAGCCAUGGAGAGAACGAUCGAGAACCUUGUCGGGAGUGUCGAGCGUGUCGCGGAAUCCAAAGCAGCAAAGAAGGAGAGAAAGGAGAAAGAGCGCGAGAAGAGGAAGUUACGUCCAAUCGAACAAGGCUUCGAUAGGAGGAUCUUGUCUGUGAGUAAUGCGGGUGCGGAGCCUACACCCAGACCGGGUCACGCAAGGAAACCGAGUUUCGGGAAGAAAAUGUGGCGUGCGCUUUCUGGCUCCGGAAGUUCCUUCGGUGUCGGUGUCGGUACGAACCAGGAGAACUCCAACCGGAAUUCCGCUCUAUCCAUCUCAGAGGAAGGCGAGGUAAGUGUCGGGAGUGAAGUCAGUGCCAGUGAGCGCGAUACACUUACGGCUGGAUCUGGAGGCAUCGGGAAGGCGAGGGGCUUGUAUGGAGCGUUCAGGGCACCGGGGGUAAGGAGUCCGGGUGGGGAUGGCUCUGGGGUGUGGGAGGAUGGUCAAGGGAUUGUGGGGGUGAAUGCUGGGGCGGAGGAUGGGGAGGAGGUUGGGAGGAGGUGGAGGAGUGUUAGUGAGAGGAUGACUUUGACGUGA